Messenger RNA from Cygnus atratus (black swan), 1043 nucleotides. It is a transcript of the gene SDF2, whose product is annotated as stromal cell derived factor 2. The record is from RefSeq and is a predicted model, not a curated record. Lineage: Eukaryota; Metazoa; Chordata; Aves; Anseriformes; Anatidae.
CGGCCUCCCCCGGGCGCGCCGAGGGAAAAUGGAGGCCGCGGCGGCGGCGGCGGCGGCAGCGGCGGCGGCGGGGGGCGGAGCAGACGAGUUGCGACCUCCGGGCGGGCGGAGCGGCGCCACUUCCGCUUCCGGUCGGCGGCGGGAUGGGGCCGGAGGUGGAGGUGGCGGCUGGCGGCUGGGGGAAGGGGGCCCGCUCCCGGUGUCGGCCCCGCUCCCGAUCGUGGCGCUGGUGCUGGCGCUGGGCGCGGCGGUUAACGGAGGAGGAGGAGGAGGAGGAGGAGGAGGCGGAGGCGGGCCGGGCCCCGUUACGUGCGGCUCGGUGGUGAAGCUGCUCAACGUGCGCCACAACGUGCGCCUGCACUCGCACGACGUCCGCUACGGCUCCGGCAGCGGGCAGCAGUCGGUGACCGGCGUGGCGGCGGCGGACGACGGCAACAGCUACUGGCGGGUGCGGGGCCGCACGGCGGCCGUGUGCGAGCGGGGCCGGCCGGUUCGGUGCGGGCAGGCCAUCCGCCUCACCCACCUGGGCACCGGCCGCAACCUCCACAGCCACCGCUUCGCCUCCCCCCUCUCCGGCAACCAGGAGGUGAGCGCCUUCGGGGAGGACGGCGAGGGCGACUACCUGGACGACUGGACGGUGGUGUGCAGCGGGACCUACUGGGCGCGGGACAGCGAGGUGCGCUUCCAGCACGCCUCCACCGACGUCUUCCUGUCGGUGACGGGCGAGCAGUACGGGCGGCCCAUCAACGGGCAGAAGGAGGUGCACGGCAUGGCCGCCUCCAGCCAGCACAACUACUGGAAGGUCACGGAGGGCGUCUUCGUGCAGCCCGCCGAGGUUUUCAAAGCGGAGCAGUACCACGCCGAGCUGUGACGGACGCAGAACUGACGCGUUUGGCCCAGGGGACGGCCCCCGGUCCCCGCCCGGGUCUGGCACGCGCCAAAAGGUGGAGCCCGACGGCCCAAAUGCAACGCGGAGUUAAUAAUUCCAUUAUUCUGAAUUUAACACAGAGUUAAUAAGUCCGUUACCCUGAGUUUAACACAAA